AUGCUCGCCAAGUCUCUACACCUGCUGGCCCUCGCGGCGCUGGCCUUCUUCGCCACGGCCCAAGCACUCUACUUCUAUGUCGACGAGGGAACGACGAAAUGCUUCUUCGAGGAACUGCCCAACGACACCGUCGUCGUCGGACACUACAUGGCCGAGGAGUGGGACAAGGACCUCCAGCGGUUCGUCAUCAAGGACGACUUGGGCAUCCAGAUCAGCGUCAAGGAAGUGAAAGACGACCACAUUGUGACUUCGACGCGGGGACCUCCAGAGGGCAAGUUUGCCUUUACGUCGCACGAGGCGGGCGACCACCGGAUCUGCAUGACGCCCGUCUUUGACGGGCGGCCGCACCCCAACACGUCGGUGCGGAUGCACCUCGACAUCAUCAUUGGCGAUGCCAAGCCCGACAACUCGGUGCGCGACCGCAGCCACGUCCAGGACCUCAGCAGCCGCGUGCGCGAGCUCAACGCCAAGCUGCGCGACAUCCGCCGCGAGCAGCAGUACCAGCGCGAGCGCGAGGCCGAGUUCAGGAACCUCAGCGAGGACACCAACUCCAAAGCCAUCUGGUGGAGCAGCCUCCAGCUCAUCACCCUCCUCGGCACCUGCGUCUGGCAGCUCAGGCAUCUCAGGGGCUUCUUUGAGGACAAGAAGCUGCGCUGA
This is a messenger RNA of Pseudozyma flocculosa PF-1, 657 nucleotides long. RefSeq lists its product as uncharacterized. Gene Ontology annotation, biological process: Golgi organization; intracellular protein transport; endoplasmic reticulum to Golgi vesicle-mediated transport. The record is from RefSeq and is a predicted model, not a curated record. Gene Ontology annotation, cellular component: Golgi apparatus; COPII-coated ER to Golgi transport vesicle; endoplasmic reticulum-Golgi intermediate compartment. The coding region runs from base 1 to 657 and encodes 218 amino acids. The transcript is spliced from 4 exons. NCBI's taxonomy places the organism in Eukaryota, Fungi, Basidiomycota, Ustilaginomycetes, Ustilaginales, Ustilaginaceae.